AAGAAGGAAUUAUUUAAUGCUUAAAAUUUUAAAUAAUUUUAUUUUUAACAAAAUUGAAGGAAAUAAUUUUGUUUGGAAACGUUUAUAUUUGACUAAACAAAAUGUUUCUGGGGGUAAACGAAAUUUUGAGUUAAAAUUGGAGGAACUUAAAAAUUGUGUUAAUUCAAUUCCUUUGGCAGAAGGCUUUGAUUUAAAUACUUUACAAAAUAAUGAAUUAUUUACUAAACAAUUUAAUUUAAAUAGAAUUUCACGUAAGUAUUUUUAA
Messenger RNA from Meloidogyne enterolobii, 265 nucleotides. The record is from the annotation of a GenBank genome assembly. Lineage: Eukaryota; Metazoa; Nematoda; Chromadorea; Rhabditida; Meloidogynidae.